AUGUCGGAAGCUCCACGAAUUUCUCUGGUUGACAUGAGAGAUCGUUGGUCGCGGAGUUGGGCACUGGGCCACAAGUUCCGAUCUCAGAGCUUGUGCCUUCCCCACGGGCGAGCUGAAGCCGAUGAUGCAAAAGGGGAGCCAUGUCCUGCUGAGAUGGGGAGAUGGUGGCAGAGUCGUGGCCCCCUGGGAAGGUACCAGUACGCCGCGGCCGCUGCAGUCAUACCGGAGAAGCCGCACCGCUUCCGUGGGGUCUUCGAGCUCAACGGAGUGGCUCGUGGCCCGCAGCAGGGUGAUUGGUAUGCCUGCCCGAGCCACGAGGCUCCACGGCUCGUCGGUGGCCUCGACGUUGCAGCAGACACCAUGGCAUCGGACGCACUUCUUCUGAAACUCCUGACGCAGGUCUUUGUGCUGCUGCAGGUCCUUCUCCGCGAGGAUCAGGCCAUGGAAGCCUUGGACGCACAGUCAGGCCUAAGGGCAACAGCUCCGGGAACACCCUCUUCCAAGGAGUUGCUGGCACCCUACCAGGUUGGCACAAUACCGGAGAUCUACUACAUCCCCGAGUGGAUCUCGAAGGAAGAAGAAGCGGAGUUCUUUCAGAUUGCGGAUGGGGACAUGCGCUCCUGGGAGGACAUGCGCACGAGAUCUUCUCAGGAGUGGGGUGCAGGUGACAGAUGUACCUGUGGACGAGGGCUGAUGCGGAUGCCUCUGCCAGAGUCACAGCAGAAGCUAGCCGAUGCACUGCACCAACUCGGCGUCUUCGACGCAGCCCUGUAUCCGAUGAACAGCAUUCGCAUCAACGGCUACCGGCCCGGACAGGGCAUCCAUCCGCACUGCGAUGGGCCUGUCUAUUACCCCAAAGCAUCACCUACUCGCUUGGAAGUGGAUCGUGACUAUCCGCCCAUGCGCCGCCUGAAUUUUUUCGACCGUCAUGUCGUGAAGGAGGAGGGAUCUGAUGUCCAUCCAGGCAUCCAGCGGCUCAAUGUGACUGCCACUUGUGGUAGCUCGGACCACCUCUGGCUUGGCGAAGCGAAGGGUGAAGUGAGGUGUCUAGACCGCCAGUCCAAGCUUUCCAGUGCAGUCCGCGUCUUCGACCGCGAGCUGAUCGGCCUGUCCGUUGCGGCCUAA
Messenger RNA from Symbiodinium sp. CCMP2592, 1125 nucleotides. The record is from the annotation of a GenBank genome assembly. NCBI's taxonomy places the organism in Eukaryota, Dinophyceae, Suessiales, Symbiodiniaceae.